AUGGGUCGCUUCGCCGACGAUAAGGAUCGAAGAGUCCCCAUUCUCAAUGUAGUCAACUGGUUCCUGCUUGUUGUCGCCAUCGUCAGCGUCCUCACCAGACUGGGCAGGAAGUUAUGGAUGUACCAUCGCUUCACGAGCGAUGACUAUUUGAUUGUCAUCUCCCUGAUGUUCUGUAUCGGAGAAUCGAUUACCCUGUCAAUCGCCGUGCAGAACGGGUAUGGCACCCAUCAAGCUACGAUUGACGAAGAGCAUUUUCUCUCAAUCUUAAAGUGUCAGUACGCGGGAUUUUUGUUGCACAUCCUAAGCCUAUACUUUUCAAAACUAUCACUAUCCGCCUUUAUUCGCAACCUCACCCCGGUCUCCCGGGACCACUUUCAUGCUACCAUCCUGCAGAUCCUCCUGACUGUUUGGGUCGUCGUCGCACUCUUCGGUAGUGCCUUCCAGUGCCAAGUCCCUCACACCUGGGAUACGCGCGGGAAAUGCUAUGAUCUCAACGCGUGGUGGUAUUACUUCUGUGCUUCUAACAUCGUGACCGAUGUCUUCAUUAUGGGACAGGCGCUGGUGCUGAUCAGUCGCAUCCAAGCGUCGCUGAAGAAAAAGACCGUGUUUGCCCUAAUCUUCCUGUCCCGGAUUUUAGUCGUUCUCCCAGUGAUCGCGCAAUUGGUUCUGACGCAGGACAUCGCAAGCUCCACCGAUCGAACUUUUGAUGACUACGGAGUGACUCUGGCGGCCCAGACAGUGCAAUGUGCCAGCAUCGUGACCGCUUGCUGGGGGCAACUAAAACCGUUCCUGAACCAGCUCAAGUCAAACGGACAGCGCAUCCCGGGGGUGGAAUAUCAGCCCUCGACCGGCAAGGCCUCCUAUCCCCGGUCCGAGGAACGUGAUAACCAGUCACGGAGCGCGGUGGGGAGCAGCCACCAGCACCGCGAGAAUCAUCAUGAGCUUGUCCCCAUUGCCUCCGGUCAAGGGAAUAUGACCACAAUCUCGGCCUCGCGCGCUUGGGAUGCAGAUAGCCAGUCGAGUCAGGCUGGAAUGAUCCGCGAGACCCGGACGUGGAACGUCAGCGCAGCUCGACGUAGUGAGCGGAGUGAUAGCUUGUAA
Messenger RNA from Aspergillus alliaceus, 1101 nucleotides. RefSeq lists its product as uncharacterized. NCBI's taxonomy places the organism in Eukaryota, Fungi, Ascomycota, Eurotiomycetes, Eurotiales, Aspergillaceae. The record is from RefSeq and is a predicted model, not a curated record. The coding region runs from base 1 to 1101 and encodes 366 amino acids. The transcript is spliced from 5 exons.